AUGGACUCUUGUAAUUUGAUGAGUCAGUUUCCUACAGUGCCAUUGUUGAGAAUCUUUUCCUUUCUGGAUGGACACAGCUUAAUAAAGGCUUCCCAAGUGAACAAGCACUGGAAUAAGGUUGCAGAGACAGAUUCUCUGUGGAGAGACCUGUGUCUGAAGAAAGGGAGUUUCUGCCACUUCUCAUUCCAGUGUCAGGUUACAAUUAAGUGGAAGCAGCUUUAUUUCAAGCAAAUGAUACAAAAAUUUCGGAUGUUCUCGGCACAGUCAGAGGACUUUAACUGCAAGAUCACAACUGAGGACUUGGGAAACAUAUUGUGUAUGACUUACCUCGCAGGAAGUGACCAGACAAUGGAUGGAGAAGAGAAGUCGAUAGUCUUUGUAGCGUCUACCUAUGCACGGCCUACAAAGUAUGUAUUGACUGCCUGGGAUGUGCAGAAGGUGGGUGACGGUGUUGGUGACGUCCACACACUGACGCUGCCUGAACUACACAGAGUCUUUCAAGUUAAUGCAUUUAACUAUAGCGUUGAUAUGCUAUGCUUCUCUCCUGACAAGACGUGGAUCAUUGCCUGUGGGAGACAUCAGACUAUCUCGCCGACGGUAUUUUUCUCAGAGACUUUACUGAAACCAGAAGACAAUGCAGCACCUCUGUCUGUCACUCUCCGGUUUUCACCAUGUAUUGCGGCCCACUGGGCCCCAAGGAAGCCCAACAGAAUUGUGCUGAUGGUCCGAAAAUACUCUUCAAAAGCAGUAGGAUUUGUCACUUUGGAUCUGACAAUUAAGAUGACUGGGAACAGAAGAGUCAUCCAAGAGACUCAGAUUGCCAGUUUCCUGCUGCCGCCUGAGAUAAGUGUCCCUUUCUUGAUGAGCGUCAGUCUUGAAGAUGUGAUUAUCUUGGAGAGCGGGUCAAACCUGUGCCUCUUCAGUAUAGGUGGGGUCCUACUACAGCAAUUUAACAACCACCAGCAGGAUAUGGUCGGACUGUGGACGGAUUCUGUUCAUGUCAUCACCUUAUCCUUGGAUAACUCUCUGCACUUGUACAUGUGGGAUGAAAGGAAUCAUCCUCCUUCCCUCAAGAGCUGCUGCCACCUGAACAUCCCACAGGAAGGUGACCAAGAAGUCUGCUUUUACACUGUGAAGUGCGACAAUGUGAGCAUCGUGUGUGUGGUGUCAGAAGGCAACAGCUGCCGAUUGGUGAUGUAUUGUUUGAAAACAUAAUUCAGAAAUUAAUGGGAUCAGCCCGGCAUUGUCUUCUUCAGUGGA
Erinaceus europaeus (western European hedgehog) is the source of this 1260-nucleotide messenger RNA. RefSeq names its product F-box and WD repeat domain containing 12 (gene FBXW12). Bases 1 to 1215 code for a protein of 404 amino acids. The record is from RefSeq and is a predicted model, not a curated record. Gene Ontology annotation, molecular function: protein binding. The transcript has 9 exons. Lineage: Eukaryota; Metazoa; Chordata; Mammalia; Eulipotyphla; Erinaceidae.